Molecule: messenger RNA, 1128 nt
Organism: Salvelinus fontinalis (brook trout)
Lineage: Eukaryota; Metazoa; Chordata; Actinopteri; Salmoniformes; Salmonidae
Product: keratin-associated protein 10-6-like
Exons: 5
Coding region: 1-1128 (375 amino acids)
Source: RefSeq, a predicted model, not a curated record
AUGACUCCUUGCUGUCCCCACCUGGACCACCGUGCUGUGCCAGCCUGGACCACCGUGCUGUGCUGUGCCUGCCUGGACCACUGUGCUGUGCCUGCCUGGACCACUGUGCUGUGCCUGCCUGGACCACUGUGCUGUGCCUGCCUGGACCACUGUGCUGUGCCUGCCUGGACCACUGUGCUGAGCUGUGCCUGCCUGGACCACUGUGCUGAGCUGUGCCUGCCUGGACCACUCCUGGACCACUGUGUUGUGCUGUGCCUGCCUGGACCACUGUGCUGUGCCUGCCUGGACCACUGUGCUGUGCCUGCCUGGACCACUCCUGGACCACCGUGCUGUGCUGUGCCUGCCUGGACCACCGUGCUGUGCUGUGCCUGCCUGGACCACCGUGCUGUGCUGUGCCUGCCUGGACCACCGUGCUGUGCUGUGCCUGCCUGGACCACCGUGCUGUGCUGUGCCUGCCUGGACCACCGUGCUGUGCCUGCCUGGACCACCGUGCUGUGCUGUGCCUGCCUGGACCACCGUGCUGUGCUGCGCUGUGCCAGCCUGGACCACCGUGCUGUGCUGCGCUUGCCUGGACCACCGUGCUGUGCUGUGCCAGCCUGGACCACUGUGCUGUGCUGCGCCUGCCUGGACCACCGUGCUGUGCUGCGCUUGCCUGGACCACUGUGCUGUGCUGUGCCUGCCUGGACCACUGUGCUGAGCUGUGGCUGCCUGGACCACUCCUGGACCACCGUGCUGUGCUGUGCCUGCCUGGACCACCGUGCUGUGCUGUGCCUGCCUGGACCACCGUGCUGUGCUGUGCCUGCCUGGACCACCGUGCUGUGCUGUGCCUGCCUGGACCACCGUGCUGUGCUGUGCCUGCCUGGACCACCGUGCUGUGCCUGCCUGGACCACCGUGCUGUGCUGUGCCUGCCUGGACCACCGUGCUGUGCUGCGCUGUGCCAGCCUGGACCACCGUGCUGUGCUGCGCUUGCCUGGACCACCGUGCUGUGCUGUGCCAGCCUGGACCACUGUGCUGUGCUGCGCCUGCCUGGACCACCGUGCUGUGCUGCGCUUGCCUGGACCACUGUGCUGUGCUGUGCCUGCCUGGACCACUGUGCUGAGCUGUGGCUGCCUGGACCACUGUGCUGA